AUGUUGCUGAAAUCCCUCGCCGCCGCCGGCCUGGCGAUCACGGCCACGCAAGCCUUCGUCGUCGUCCCUGAGAUUUCCGACGCCGACAACGACAUCGUCAACUCCCUCCCCUUCGAGCAGCCCGUCUCCGAGACUGGCAUCCUGAACAAGCUCGUCAAGCUCGACUGCCCUGGCUGCCCCCUUACCAUGAGGCACCACGAUGGCCGCUACCACACCAUGACCAACAUCGAGAACCACCUCGAGCUGACUUUCUCCGUUGAAUCCGACGCCGCCGGCCUCGACCACCUCCUCGUUAACAAAUUCGAGCUGUACCCCAAGGCCGCCUCCUGGUACUCUGCUCUCCGCGCUCCUCAGGUUCCCGCCUUCACCGAGGCUGCUACAAAGCACCCUCGCAAGGCCGACCCCAACACUCCUCAGCUGGGCUACAGCCUUGCCGUCCGCCCCGUCGCGAUGGACAAGGACCAGCAGCUCGAGCUUCUCGAGAUUGACCUUCAGAUCAUCGAGGUUGGCAACAGCUUCGUCAGCGACGUCCCCAACGUCAACGUCAAGCUCAUCAAGUCCCCCGACGGCAAGCUCAUGAUCGCCAACGUCGACAUGACCGAGACUACCAUCCCCACCCCCAAGGAGGACGAGAAGACUCCCACUGACUGCACCACCCUGUACUGCAAGUGGCGCGCCGCCAUCUUGAGGAACAUGCGUGGCAAGCACUGCGGCGGCCGCAAGCACGGCAUGCACGGUCAGGGCCGUCACGGCAAGCAUGGCCACCACGGCCACCACGCUCACAACGCUGGUCACUUCAGACAGCACCACCACACCUGGGGCCAGCUCGCCAAGAACAUCACUUCGCACAUCCUCCUGCCCAUCCUCAUCGGCAUUGUUGCUGGCGUCAGUGUUAGCAUCAUUGGCAUGAUGGUCGGCACCUUUAUCGUCUGCCUCUGGCGUGUGGUUGUCCGCCGCCAGUCUCCUUUCGCUCGCAAGCACUGCCGCCGCCGCUCUCGCAAGUCUUCGCACCGCGAGGUUGCUGCCACCGAGGAGAAGGCUGGUCUGAUGACCGAGCAGGAGGACCUCCCCUCCUACAAGGACGACGAGGAGGAGGCCACCAAGACCGAGACCGCCCAGGUUUAA
Molecule: messenger RNA, 1125 nt
Organism: Colletotrichum chrysophilum
Lineage: Eukaryota; Fungi; Ascomycota; Sordariomycetes; Glomerellales; Glomerellaceae
Exons: 2
Coding region: 1-1125 (374 amino acids)
Source: RefSeq, a predicted model, not a curated record